Molecule: messenger RNA, 796 nt
Organism: Condylostylus longicornis
Lineage: Eukaryota; Metazoa; Arthropoda; Insecta; Diptera; Dolichopodidae
Gene: bisc
Product: TM2 domain-containing protein CG10795
Exons: 4
Coding region: 109-684 (191 amino acids)
Source: RefSeq, a predicted model, not a curated record
AUUAACAAUACUUUUAGAUUGAAUUUAAUUUAGUGAAUAUUAAAUUUAUUUUAUUUUUGAAUUCCUAUAUUUACUGUUACUGACAUGAUCUAAUAAUUUAGAAACGAUAUGCAGUAUAAAAGUGCUUUGGUUUUAAAUAAAUUCCAUGUAACAUUUUUAAUAAUUUUAUGUGUAAAAACUACUGUAUCAAAAGAAGAGCUAGAAGAUUGCAACACCUUAAUGAUGGGGCAAUAUCUUUGUCCGGAUCCAAAAAGAUCACAAAUAGAUCCAAGUACCCAACAAUUUAGAGGUUGCACUAAAGAAAAUAAGGCCAAAGUUUGGUGCAUAGCUGUUGAAGGAAUAGUUUGUGCGGAAACCAAAAAUAAUACAUUUACAAAGGAAUUGCCAUGCAAAUGGACUAAUGGAUAUCAUUUCGAUACUGCUCUAUUAUUGUCUGUGUUUCUUGGGAUGUUUGGAAUUGAUAGAUUUUAUUUAGGAUACCCUGCAAUAGGACUAAUGAAAUUUUGCACCUUGGGCUUUAUGUUUCUCGGUCAAUUGAUUGAUAUUAUAUUAAUAGCAACACAAAAAGUUGGUCCAUCUGAUGGUUCAGCAUAUAUAAUUCCAUAUUAUGGUGCUGGUAUCCGUGUUGUUCGAAGUAACAAUUGGACAUAUCGCUUACCACAAGAUGAUUGGGCCACAAAUUAAUAUAGAUUAAUGUAAUAUUUAAAUUUUACUUUGGUAUUUUUUAAGACUGUUCAAUAAAAUAAUUCUAGAUGUAAAUAAUAUUUGAUUAAAUUGGCUGUUAUUAUUUAUUGUA